CCAGAACCAACUAGGGUUUUUGUUCUUCUUUUUCUUUCCUUUGUUAUUCUAUCAUUCGCCAUUAGAGAUAUCCGAUUAAACCACAGUUUUGUCGUUCACCAAAUCACAAUCAUAAUCUAGUAAGUUUUGCCGUAUACCUUUUCUGGGGAUUAGAUUUUGUAAAGAUUAAAAAAAAAAAAAAAAACUCAAUCAGGGAAAGAUGAGGCCGAUACUGAUGAAAGGCCAUGAGAGGCCCCUGACAUUUUUGAAGUACAACAGAGACGGCGAUCUUCUAUUCUCUUGCGCCAAGGAUCAUACUCCAACCGUCUGGUUCGCCGACAAUGGCGAACGCCUCGGCACUUAUCGUGGCCACAACGGAGCCGUCUGGUGUUGCGAUGUCUCCAGGGAUUCGUCUUUGCUGUUAACUGGAAGUGCGGAUCAGACAGCAAAACUUUGGAAUGUUAAAACAGGGACUCAGCUGUACACUUUCAACUUCGACUCGCCAACUAGGUCUGUUGAUUUUGGAGUUGGUGAUAAACUUGCUGUCAUAACAACUGACCCCUUUAUGGGAUUGCCUUCUGCAAUUCAAGUCAAACGAAUUGCCAGAGAUCCUGCUGACCAGUCCGGUGAAUCUAUUCUUGUACUCAAAGGCCCUCAGGGAAGAAUUAACAGGGCUGUUUGGGGACCUUUGAACAAGACUAUCAUAAGUGGUGGUGAAGAUUCUGUAAUACGUAUCUGGGAUUCUGAGACUGGGAAAUUACUCAAAGAGUCUGACAAGGAGGCUGGUCACAAAAAAGGCAUAACAUCGCUUUCAAAAUCCAAUGAUGUGACGCAUUUCGUCAGUGGUUCUCUUGAUAAGUCAGCUAAACUGUGGGAUAUGAGAACAUUGACACUUCUGAAGACCUAUACAACUGAACGUCCUGUGAAUGCAGUUGCAAUGUCCCCGCUUCUUGAUCAUGUGGUACUUGGAGGUGGUCAGGAUGCAUCAGCUGUUACUACCACUGACCAUCGUGCUGGAAAGUUCGAGGCAAAAUUCUAUGACAAGGUUCUUCAAGAAGAGAUUGGAGGUGUUAAAGGUCACUUUGGGCCAAUCAACGCCUUGGCAUUCAAUCCUGAUGGAAAAAGUUUCGCAAGUGGAGGUGAAGAUGGGUAUGUGAGACUGCAUCACUUUGAUCCAGACUACUUCAACAUCAAGAUCUAGACUAGAAUCGUCAAAUUAAGGGAUCUCCUUUCUCCAACAGCUCUUGUAGUCUAAUGGCCAACAAUUUUGCUUGUGGAUCUUACUUAAAACGCUCUAGUCUAUGGAAGCCCUGUAUUCGUGAUUAAUCUAUUUUACAACUUGAGGAAACCGUGCCUAAAAAGAAAAAGGAGAAGCUAUAGAGAACUGUUUUGCGGUUUCGGAGAACUUUUUUUUUUUUGGGUCUCGAGUAUAGAUUAUGUUCUAUCUAUCCUCUGUUUGUAAGAAAGAGUUGCUUGUUAGAGAAGGAUUUGGUAUUAUUAAGUGGAGCGGGCAUCACAUUGUGAAAUGCCAAUAGAUUGAUAGUAAAAAUUAACAAAGGAAUAUUUGACAA
Molecule: messenger RNA, 1550 nt
Organism: Coffea eugenioides
Lineage: Eukaryota; Viridiplantae; Streptophyta; Magnoliopsida; Gentianales; Rubiaceae
Product: eukaryotic translation initiation factor 3 subunit I-like
Exons: 8
Coding region: 200-1180 (326 amino acids)
Biological process (GO): cytoplasmic translational initiation
Cellular component (GO): cytoplasm; eukaryotic translation initiation factor 3 complex, eIF3m
Molecular function (GO): RNA binding; translation initiation factor activity; protein binding
Source: RefSeq, a predicted model, not a curated record